AUGGCCGUGAAAAAGCGCCAAAAGACUCUGUCGCAUGGCCGACCACCCGUCAGCAAGCCGAAAGAGCGUAUGACCUCGGAGCGCUCCAGGACUAUCAUUCGCACCCAUCACCGACUACAGAAGGAGCAUGCAGCAGCCUUGAAGAAAGGGGAUGUGAGCUCAGCAGAAGAGAUUGCGCGAGCUAUCGAGAAGAAUGGAGGCAUCAAGAUGUACCAGGCUGCAAGCAAGCAAGGUCAGGCGAAAGACAGGGGUGGUGAUUCUAGCAAGCUGUUAGUCGACUGGCUCCAGCAAUCCAAGGUUUUGGACCCCAAAGCACGGGAUCGUCGUAGGGCUGGCGACGCCGAACUCAGAUGUCUCGAAGUUGGAGCUUUGUCAACCAAGAACGAGAUCUCCAAGUACGCAAGCGUCAUCGACAUGACGAGGAUCGAUCUGAACAGUCAAGGGCCGGGCAUCGAAAAGCAGGAUUUCAUGGAGCGGCCACUUCCUACAUGCGACGAUGAGCGCUUCGAUAUUAUCUCCCUAUCUCUCGUACUCAACUAUGUUCCGGAUGCAGUUGGUCGAGGCGAGAUGCUCAAACGCAUCACCAAGUUCUUGAGAAAGGGCGUUGCAUGGACUGAGACGGCCGAUUCGGUGUUGCCAGCUCUAUUCUUUGUUCUACCUCUACCGUGCGUCGACAACUCACGCUAUCUCGACGAAGAUCUGUUUCUGGGAAUCAUGGGCGAUCUAGGUUUCACGAUGAGAUUCAGCAAAAACACUUCAAAGCUGUGCUACUACUUGUUUACCUUGACGAAUGAGCCUAAGGCUACGACGGCUGAGAAAAGGAAGAUCAGAGACGGACCGGGAAUGAACAACUUCUGCAUCGUUGUGGAAUGA
Molecule: messenger RNA, 873 nt
Organism: Alternaria ethzedia
Lineage: Eukaryota; Fungi; Ascomycota; Dothideomycetes; Pleosporales; Pleosporaceae
Exons: 1
Coding region: 1-873 (290 amino acids)
Cellular component (GO): nucleolus
Molecular function (GO): rRNA (adenine) methyltransferase activity
Source: RefSeq, a predicted model, not a curated record